AUGCUGCGCUUAUCACACCUCUUCGAAGCUAACCGGCGCGAAGGUGAAGCCAUGCCCUCGCUACAGCCCGUCUCCGUCUCCCUCGCCCUCGCCAAACCACCGCCAGAGUCCCCAGAGUCGAUGGCCUCCUCGAACCCGGGCUCGCCAGUCACCUCGCUCUUCUCGGCCAGGACGCAUACUCGUUUUCCCAGCUCGGUCUCGUCGCUGGCCUCCUCUCCAGUCGUCGGCUCGACCGAGGCGUUUGGCGGGACGAAGACGCAGUUGACCGAAGUCAAGGAAGAACCGGGCGAGCGGGAGGUAAACUACGUCGAAGGAGAUGGCUAUUUCCCUCACUUUAAUGAUUUUCACGCAGCCGCUGCAGCCGCUGCAUGCGACGACAGUCACCUCUCGCUCGACUCUCACGACUUUGAAGAAACAGACGUCUUGGACACGAUCGGCUCGUUCAAGAAGCGGAGGUCGGACAGCAAGUCUCUUCGCGGGAUAACCAGGAUCAGCACUCGUUUCUCGUCGCUGUCGUCGAAAUGGAAGCAGCCAAAGGCUCCCUCGUCGAUCGCGGACACAGUCGCUACACGGUAUGAAGACUCGCUCAGAUCGCGCGCCAAUUCAGCGACGUCUGCACUCGUCAGUCCGGCCGCCAGCUUGAUAUCGGCGCGGCAGAGCUUCUAUGCUCCCUCCCCGGCAAGGACGACGUUCGAGGAACGGCUGAACGAGGCCGGGGUUGCGGGCCUCGAUAUCGACAAGGCCAACCAGACGUUUGACGGCGAGCCAGAACGACAUGCCAGAACGCCGCUGCUCCCACCGGUGAUGAUGGACCUGCCACACAUCGACAAGGAACAGCAUAUCGAUUCCCCGCUGGAGUCUCCGUCCAUCGCGCCAGCGUCAGAUUCCCGCGACACGCCCAGCCCACCAAUCACCUCCAUAAGUGACGUUAUGCCACCAUCGUCACCAAUCGUCUCUGCUCACCCGUCGAUGUCGUCCAUCAGUCGCCAGCUUGCCAUGUCACGCUUAUACUCCACCCGCAUCGCCAUAUCCGACUCCGUGGACGAAUGGUCCUGCAAACUGGGCCAUGCAAACUUCACCAUCUACCCGGAGCCCUACGUGCCCGAGAUCUGUGACAUGGAAGCCCUACACAACUUCCGCUCGAACUGGGAGGUAGCCCGAUGCAACUAUGCCAAACACCUUGCACGCACCGACGAACACUACGGCUCCACGUCGCAUAUAUACCAGCUCACGGAGGAGAAAUGGGGGUCCGUCAACAGUCAGUGGAAGAGCGACUACAGCCAUGUGGUCGCCAACCUCGAGGACGGCGACGGUAACCCUCUCUCCCUCAGCCCGUCAGAGGUCCUCCAUGGCUCUGAAGAAGCCGUCAAGAUACCCGGACUCCAUGACAAGAACAAGUUCCCGGACCUUGGAGAUGAAGACAUCGUCGGCCCCAUGUCCGUUGGCCCUGGCCUGCAGCAUUGCCGGUCUAGCGAUGACAGAUUCUUAUCCAAGAAGGCCAUCCUCAAGUUCUUACACGGUAUCUUCAGCCUCCGCAAGAGCUCUUAG
Molecule: messenger RNA, 1548 nt
Organism: Arthroderma uncinatum
Lineage: Eukaryota; Fungi; Ascomycota; Eurotiomycetes; Onygenales; Arthrodermataceae
Exons: 2
Coding region: 1-1548 (515 amino acids)
Source: RefSeq, a predicted model, not a curated record